This is a messenger RNA of Eleginops maclovinus (Patagonian blennie), 3149 nucleotides long. Its product is annotated as tumor necrosis factor receptor superfamily member 4. The transcript has 7 exons. Gene Ontology annotation, biological process: regulation of cell population proliferation. Gene Ontology annotation, molecular function: protein binding; signaling receptor activity. The record is from RefSeq and is a predicted model, not a curated record. Bases 993 to 1853 code for a protein of 286 amino acids. NCBI's taxonomy places the organism in Eukaryota, Metazoa, Chordata, Actinopteri, Perciformes, Eleginopidae.
UAGUGGGCCAGAUAAACUGGCGCUAGCUGUCCCUAAACAAUAAAGCCAAUCUUAGGUCAGCAUGAGCUUGUACCCACUGUGGGAACAACAAGGCUUCGGAAGCCCAGGCUGCCCCUUCUUAAUGGAGAUAACAAUACCUGCAAUGCCGUAGAGCCAGGUCAAAGGAGAACAGAGAGAAGAGAUGCAAAUGAGCUAAAGAUUUACAAGCUUACACAAAAAUAUUCCCUAACAUGUACAACAAUUUCUUUUAUCUAUCAAAUUAAGGUCUUAUCAUCAAAAUGUACAUUUUGGCACAAGUUAAGUCAAAAACACAUGGCUGUUUGAACAAUGGAAUUACUGAAUACUUUGUCAGUGGAGUUUGUAGUGUUUUUUUGUGGAAAACAUUAUGACACAAAUUGUUUUCUUACUAAAAUGUCAUGCCUGUGUCUUUUUUUUGGAUUCAAGAUCAUUCCCCAUGAAUGAGCAUACUUUUGCAAUGUAUUGUGUGUGUAUACACAUUAACAUAUUUUAAAAAAAAGCACUAAACAAAUAUCAUUGUGAAAAACAAAAACCUUAACUCAAGGUGUAGUUGCUUGCUUUUCAGGUUUAUACUGCAAUAGUAAACAUGUUGGUUGGUCCUAAAAUACUUAGAUGGAAUAACACUUGACUGCAAACUUGCUUAAUGUAACCUAUCAUUCGUAUUAUUUUCAGUUUUUAAAAAGUUUUUUUUGUCAUUGUAAAGUAUUAGGUCACAAAAAAGACAUUAAGUAUACUAAAGGUUUUGGCUUAUAUGUGUAUUCAUUCCUAUUUAUGUCAUCAAACCCUAAAUGUUUCCAGCUUAAGAAAAAAAAAGUUGUGGAUGAAUACAUGUGAUUCAUUCUGUCUCAGAUACACACAUGGGUAUUUCAUGUCUAUAAGAUAAUGGCAUUUCCAUAUCUGGGUAGUCUCUGUCUCACUCUGUGGUAUUUCAAACAGGAAACAAAGCGGCAAUUGCCAGCACUGAACUUUUGAACAUGAUCCUGCUCAAACUGCUCAUAUUCACUUUAACUUUUUAUGAACUGAUUUAUGAUUUGGAUGCCCAGAAGUGCCCUUCAGGUCAGCGAAUAAAUGUUCGGGUUCGUUCCAGAGAGAGUUUUUGUGAACCCUGCCCGGAUGGCUAUUUUCAACCUGUUGAGAAUCAUUCCCAAUACUGCAAAGCUUGUACACAUUGUGAUCACAUGAAGGGAAGUGUUCUUAAAGUGAAGUGCACAAAAGAGACAGACACUGAAUGUCAGUGCCGUGGGGGAUUUGUUCGCCAUGAUUCUUCCACGUGCCGAUGUAAAAUGGGAUUUGAACUAAAACAUGGAGAAUGUUCAGAGUGUGAAGAUGGAUUUUUCAGCUCACACAUCGGCUCACAAUGUCAGAAAUGGAAAGAAUGUAAAUCAGGAGUGAAAUUGCCUGGAAACAAGACGUCAGAUGUCCUAUGUAAUAUGGACAGUUACAUCACUGCAGCCACCACAUCAAACACAGUUUCUGUACUCACAAGAAUAACAUCCCACCAUUCACAUGAGGCGGACAAAGCUAAAAAAUCACAUCCUGCCACUAACACCAACAUCACCACCGCUACCAGCAUCAUCACCACCAGCACCAAAGCUGUUGACGGACCACCAAGGAUAAUCCAUCCCUCAGAUUCAAUAUCCUAUUUUGGUGCAGGUAUGGUCCUUCUCAUAUUUGGAAUUGUUGGAUUGCUUGUGCUGACUGCUGCGACCUGCAAGCUGCACGUUAAUCUUCAACCUGCAGUACCAAAAAAUGAAUCAUUGUGUCGGAGCCCAGUUGAAGAAAGCGGAGAUGACAGUCUGUCUUCUCUCAAACCGAAUCAAGAACACCUGUCCUGAGGACUCAAAUGAAUCCGCAUACUAUGACUGUGAACUUUUAAGGUCAGAUUGUAGUGAAUGUAAUAUACAUAAUUCACCUCCUUCUUAAGUGUGGUUCUACACACUGUUGUUUCAUGCCUGUAAGUAUGACCGUUGGUUUAUGCUUGAAAGUACGACUGUAAAAAGGGAUCGUGGUCUUACAGAAGGUCUUGUUGCAAGCUGACCACUCACAUUUGAUCUAUUAUUGCUAGAAAUACAUCAGAAGAACUAUUACUGUAUCUUUAUUUUGUAGCAGGUGUGUUCACAAUCUGAAGUAUGGGAUCUGACUUUUCUUAGUUAGAUUUUUUAAUUUGUGUGAAAGAUUUGUAUAAAUCCAUACAGUGUUGAUCAUCUAUACCUCAAUCUUUUGUCAUUUGUCAAUUUAAAAAUAAAUAAUAACAGGUAGCCUUUACUUGGAUAAAUACCUCACGUAAUACGUUAUAGUAUUUUGUAUUUUCGACCUCUUUUUGUUUUUCAUUCUAAAAUGUAUGUUUUAAUGAUUUGAUUUGAUUUCAUUGUGAUACAUAUGCAAUGUUUUUUAAAUAUCGAUACUAUUGGACCAUAGGAAAACAUUUUUGUCAUGCUUUAUUAGUCAGAUCUGUUCCACCGGUGGCUGAGAACUUUCAAAAACGUGCUUUUGGUCGUGUGGGGGUUGGGGGAAUGCACCUCUUUCCCACUAAGAGAUACUGUACUUCCUGUCAUGUUUUUGUUUCUGCCGUUGGAAACACUGAUGUAAAUGUGAAGGCUUUCAUGUUUUCUAUACCUCACUGCAGACUUUCCCCAGAUCUGUGCAGUAAGAGGAGUAAUGAAAACAUAUUCUCAUUGUUUCUAUUCACUGAUGCGAAAUCAGUUAAACUACUUUGCUGUCUGUAUGACUAGAAGCAGACUAGAGACAACCGCGCCCUCUGGUGGAAUACCUCAGGAAAAAUAAACAGUAAACUCAAUGGUGGUCUGAGUUUUUCAGAUCCUUUACUUAAGUACAGGUAUCAGUACAACAAAGGGAAAAUACUCAUGCACCUAAACUUUAACCUAAUUUGUUCCUAUGGUUGUCAAAUUAGGGAUUUGGCCCCUUCCUAAUGGUCACCAGAUUGACUUUAGGGGUCGUUAGGUUAGAAUAGUUUGUUGUUCACUGUUUAAACAACAAACAAGUUGCUAUCUGGCUCUUAUUGUAAAUCAAUUUUUAUUGUUAAAUAUUUUGUCUUAAAAUUUUGUCCACUGUCUUGUACACUGAGGUGCCCUGAAAGUGUGCGAAUAAAGAGUAUUUUUACAACUAAACUA